Messenger RNA from Ceutorhynchus assimilis (cabbage seed weevil), 1976 nucleotides. Lineage: Eukaryota; Metazoa; Arthropoda; Insecta; Coleoptera; Curculionidae. The record is from the annotation of a GenBank genome assembly.
UAUACAAUCAGCUGCCUUCUGGGGUCAAAUUCGAUAAAGCUCUCUUGACAAAAAUAAACAAAACCUCAGCAAAUCGCAAAUAAAUAAGUAGAGAUAAUCGUAUUUUAUUUAUAACAAUAUUUAACGGUCGCACGGGCGUUAGUUCUAUUUGGUACCUGACUGAAGAAAGUGCGUACCUACUACUAUAGGAAAUAAUAAUUGAUUGUGCAAAGAUGUGGGUUCUUGGGUUCCUGUGUUUUGCGGUUUUUGCUUGCAAUGCUAACGCCGUCGAUACACCAACAUGGAGCGACGUCUACUCUGUAAAAGCAAUCCUCUUCAUUCCCUAUGCGGAAAUCGCUGAGCCAUUUUCAGCUUGGUACGAUGGCCCCAACAAACAAUCAAGAAUCGACUACUACGGCGAUAUGGUACAAACAUAUCAGCUAGCCAAAAAAGGCUAUGGUACCAGCAUUAAAAUCGCCCCAGUAACAACUGAAGAAGAGCUAAAUGCUAAAACAUGCUUGCAAGUUAAUGGUACCUCUGAGGAACCUAUUGCACCACAAACUGUUUUGCCUGAUCUUACUGGAUUUGAAUAUUCAGGUAAUGAAGUCAUUGAAGGAAUCACAACUGAGCGUUGGAACCUAACCACUGUUGUUGGUGAGAAAAAGAACAAAUAUGUUCUGUGGGUAAGGUACCAAAGCGAUGAAAAUGAAUCUGACAAAAAAGUUGCAGUACCAGUAAGAUAUGAAAUGAGAGGCUACAACAGCCUUUUAGGAAGCCAUUACGACCAUUACUACCUCCAAUAUGAUCAAUUUGACGUCAACCCCAUCGACUCUCAAAUCUUUGAAAUUCAAUCUAACCUUACUUGUGGCUCCUUCCCUGGGCCUGGAGACAAACAUAUCUACACCUUCAACCCGAUGGCAGAAUUCAUUAAACCCGAGAGACAAGGUCAUGUUGAUUUCGAGUUCAAUAAAUUCACAAACAAACAUAGGAAGAAUUAUGCUACCGAUGAAGAAGCCAUGCUACGCAAGGAAUUGUUCAGGCAAAAUUUGAGAUUCAUUCAUUCACAUAACAGGAAAAAUAUUGGAUUCUCCUUAACUGUCAACCACCUUGCUGAUAAAUCUGACAACGAACUAAAAGCCCUUAGAGGUAAAAGCUACUCAGGAGAAUACAACGGCGGGCUACCUUUCCCAUAUACUAGCUCUAACUAUACCGAUGUACCAGACCAAUGGGACUGGAGACUAUACGGGGCUGUUACUCCAGUAAAAGAUCAAUCUGUGUGUGGUUCUUGCUGGUCCUUUGGUACAAUUGGAGCCAUCGAAGGUGCUUACUUUUUGAAAAAUGGUGGAAAGCUUGUACGUUUGUCUCAGCAAGCUUUAAUUGAUUGUUCCUGGGGAUAUGGAAACAAUGGGUGCGAUGGUGGAGAAGAUUUUAGAGCUUACCAAUGGAUGUUAAAACACGGAGGAGUUCCUACUGAAGAAGAUUAUGGUCCUUAUUUGGGACAGGAUGGGUAUUGCCAUGCAAACAAAGUACCAAAAGUAGCCAAAAUCAGCAGCUGGGUAAAUGUGACAGCUAACAAUGAACAAGCUCUCAGAUUGGCUAUAUUCAAACAUGGACCUAUUAGCGUUGCCAUUGAUGCUAGCCAUAAAACUUUCAGUUUUUACUCUAAUGGUGUUUAUUAUGAUGAGAAAUGUGGCAAUACUGAACAAGAUCUGGACCAUGCAGUCCUAGCAGUAGGAUACGGAACCAUGAAUGGUAAAAAUUACUGGCUUGUCAAGAACAGUUGGUCAAACUAUUGGGGUAAUGAUGGUUACGUUUUGAUGUCCUCUGAGAAUAAUAAUUGCGGAGUUAUGUGCACUCCUACUUACGUUAAUUUAGCCUAAAUAAUUAACUAGAUUUAAUUUCCAUUUUUUACUUUGUGAUCAGUGACUCAAUGCUACAUUUCAGCUAGUAUUGACUAGAAUUUUAUACUUAUUGGUUUAAUAAAAAUGUUACUAGCC